Ananas comosus (pineapple) is the source of this 909-nucleotide messenger RNA. RefSeq names its product 40S ribosomal protein S10-1. The transcript is spliced from 5 exons. Gene Ontology annotation, molecular function: structural constituent of ribosome; RNA binding. Gene Ontology annotation, cellular component: cytosolic small ribosomal subunit. The coding region runs from base 82 to 627 and encodes 181 amino acids. The record is from RefSeq and is a predicted model, not a curated record. NCBI's taxonomy places the organism in Eukaryota, Viridiplantae, Streptophyta, Magnoliopsida, Poales, Bromeliaceae.
CUCUAUCGUCGUCCUCUCUCUCUACGAACUCUCGAGCGGCUCUCUCCAUCCUCCUCCUCCGCUCCCCCACGAUCCAUCGCAAUGAUUAUCCCGAAGAAGAAUCGCCAUGAGAUCUGCAAGUACCUCUUCCAAGAGGGGGUGCUCUACGCGAAGAAGGACUACAACCUGGCGAAGCACCCGCUGGUCGACGUGCCGAACCUCCACGUGAUUAAGCUGAUGCAGAGCUUCAAAUCGAAGGAGUACGUGAGGGAGACCUUCGCGUGGCAACACUAUUACUGGUACCUCACCAACGACGGGAUCGAGCACCUCCGAACCUACCUCAACCUUCCCUCCGAGAUCGUCCCCGCCACUCUUAAAAAGUCCGCGAAGCCGCCCUCUCGGCCCUUCGGAUCUGGCCCUCCCGGCGAUCGCCCUAGGGGUCCACCGCGCUUCGAAGGAGAUAGGCCGAGGUUUGGGGACAGAGAUGGGUACCGCGGAGGUCCUCGAGGGGCUCCUGGUGAUUUUGGCGGUGACAAGAGUGGUGCUCCGCCUGAGUUUCAGCCAUCAUUUAGGGGUUCUGGCUCUAGGCCUGGCUUUGGGCGUGGUAGUGGUGGCUUUGGAGCAGGUCCGACAUCCUCAAUGGAGUAAAAUUCAUUUCGCCGCAUAAACUAUCAGAAAUUAUGUAGCAGUCCAAGUUCUUUCUAUAUUUAUUUGGCUUGAUUCUGUUAUCAAGUGCUAGUUAAUUUUGUGACAUGGUGUACGUGUUAAAGACGGCGAGUCAUCUGGCAGAUAGAUCUGAAUAUUUGUUUGCUCUGGCGAGAAAGUACUUUAUUUUAGCCUUUUCACUUCGCAAAUAGUUUUGGUUUUGUGUUGACAAUGUCUGAUUGUGGCUGGUGAUUUUGCCCAACGCAGAGAUGCAAUUUGUAGAAA